Lates calcarifer (barramundi perch) is the source of this 6399-nucleotide messenger RNA. RefSeq names its product cyclic nucleotide-gated channel cone photoreceptor subunit alpha. Gene Ontology annotation, biological process: monoatomic cation transmembrane transport. The record is from RefSeq and is a predicted model, not a curated record. Gene Ontology annotation, cellular component: intracellular cyclic nucleotide activated cation channel complex; plasma membrane. Gene Ontology annotation, molecular function: cGMP binding; intracellularly cAMP-activated cation channel activity; protein-containing complex binding. The coding region runs from base 572 to 2374 and encodes 600 amino acids. The transcript has 4 exons. Lineage: Eukaryota; Metazoa; Chordata; Actinopteri; Centropomidae.
CUUAAAUGAAAUAAAGAUAAAAUUCAAAGAGUCUUAUGAAUGUGCUGAAAAAUAUCAUAGGGUCCAAAAGUGUUACAUCAACUAACUUCAAAGCAAUUGUGUGACUGAAGAGUCACUUGGCUGAUUUUAAGUGGCUCAGUUCACUAAUAAUAAAACAGAGUCACACACUCAGGUGUGUUCAAAACAGAGUUGGCAGAGGAAAACUGACAGAGCUGGUAAAAAUUUUACAUGUACUUAGUAGACAGUACUCUGUCCAGUUCUAUAAAGACUUGCUUGUACCAGUGUGAUUUAUUUGAAAUAUAUUGGCUAUCAUCGUGAUCAAAAAUGAGCAAUCAACACUUGUGAAAGUAUAAACAAUUGUAAAACUGUGUAAACCAGGAGCCCUACACCUUAUUGACCACAGAAAUGACUCUAAAUCAGUGAUGAGCUCAGAGCACUGGGAGUGUUCCCCUUUAUAAUGCCUGCAAUAUAGAGUAAAGUGACUGUACUGUGUCACAGCGCCCCCCUCAGGCUCUCUGACACUACUGAAUGACAAUAUGAUUAAACAUAUUUACCCCAACUGCGUCUGUUUAUGGACUUUUACAGCAAAAAAGAUGACAAGAAAGAAGAACCCAAAAAGGAUGAUAAAAAAGAUGACAAGAAAGACGACAAGAAGGAUGACAAGAAGGACGACAAGAAAGACGACAAGAAGGACGACAAGAAAGAUGACAAGAAGGAUGACAAGAAGGACGACAAGAAAGAUGACAAGAAAGAUGACAAGAAGGAUGACAAGAAGGACGACAAGAAGGAUGACAAAAAAGAAGAACCAAAGCAGGUGUGGAUCAUGGACCCUGCCACAGAUACGUACUACUACUGGCUGUUCAUUAUAUCUAUCCCAGUGUUCUACAACCUGAUGUUCCUGGUGGCCAGGGCGUGUUUUAAUGAACUACAGUAUACAAAUUCAACACUGUGGAUGGUUUUGGACUACACCUCAGAUGUCCUCUACUACAUUGACAUUUUUGUGAGAGCCAGGACAGGUUUUCUGGAGCAAGGACUGCUUGUAAAGGAUGAAAAGGUCCUGAAAGAAAAGUACAUGAAAACACGUCAAUUCAGAUUAGAUAUCAUAUCGAUAAUCCCCACUGAUAUUGUAUUCCUCAAAAUUGGAAUCAACAACCCAGAAUGGAGGUUCAAUCGUCUCUUUAGGUUAGCCCGACUCUUUGAAUUUUUUGACCGGACUGAAACCCGAACCAAUUUCCCCAACAUAUUCCGAAUUGCUAAUCUUGUACUUUACAUCAUCAUCAUUAUCCACUGGAAUGGUUGCCUCUACUUUGCUAUCUCCAAGAUACUUGGCUUUGGCUCAGACACCUGGGUGUAUCCAGACAUGAAGAAUCCUGAGUUUGCUCGCCUGGCCAGACAGUACAUCUACUGCUUUUACUGGUCCACUCUUACCUUAACCACUAUUGGUGAGACGCCGCCCCCAGUCCGAGACAUUGAAUACUUUUUUGUCGUAGUUGACUUCCUCACUGGGGUUCUGAUCUUUGCUACAAUUGUCGGCAAUGUUGGUGCCAUGAUUUCCAACAUGAGUGCUGCACGUGUAGAGUUCCAGGCUAAGAUUGACUCUAUCAAGCAGUACAUGCAAUUUCGAAAGGUCACCAAAGACCUGGAGGCAAGGGUGGUGAAGUGGUUUGACUACCUGUGGACAGAGCAGAAAACCUGUGAUGAGAAGCAGGUGCUGAAGAAUCUGCCAGACAAGCUAAAGGCUGAGAUUGCCAUCAAUGUACAUCUGGAGACCUUACAAAAAGUGCGCAUCUUUCAAGACUGUGAAGCAGGUUUGCUUGUUGAGUUGGUCCUCAAGCUUCAGCCUCAGGUUUUCAGUCCUGGUGACUAUAUCUGUAAGAAGGGGGACAUUGGCAGGGAAAUGUAUAUUAUCAAAGAAGGAAAACUGGCUGUAGUAGCAGAUGACGGAGUUACCCAGUUUGUGGUUCUCAGUGAUGGUGCAUACUUCGGAGAAAUCAGCAUCCUGGGCAUCAAGGGCAGCAAGGCAGGUAACAGAAGAACGGCCAAUAUCCGAAGCGUGGGCUACUCUGAUCUGUUUGCCCUGUCCAAAGACGAUCUGAUGGAAGCUCUCACUGAGUAUCCUGAUGCUAAAAAUGCACUGGAGGAGAAGGGAAGGGCCAUCCUGAUGAAAGAUAAUCUCAUAGACGAGUCGCUGGUCUCCGCUACUGAUGCCAAAGAUUUGGAGGAUAAAGUCAACCAGAUUGAAGCCAGUUUGGAGGUCAUGACAACAAAAUUUCGAAAGCUGAACGAACAGUACGAAUCCUCCCAGCGGAAACUCAAACAGCGGCUCAGUAAUAUGUCAAACCAGGUCCGAACCCUCAGAGUAGGCAAUGAGUAGAGCUUGGCUUGGUAGGUGAUGCUGCUGCACGGACGCUUCCAUUUCCUUCUGAGGUCUCUUUGCACACACAAAAUAGCGUCUGAUCAGCUGAGCAUCUGGACAGCCUGUCUCCAGUCAUUGUUUCCAUGUAUGGCAAAAUACUAAGGUUUUUUGUAGAAAAAAAUUGUUAGUGCUGAGCAACAAAAGGUAUCAAAAUGGAAUCAUUUUGGUCUCAGAGCUGAAAUUUAUGUCAUCUUCACACAUGUAAUGAAGUCAUUUGAAUGAUCCCCAGCCCUUGCAAUGCACUUUUGUUAUCAAUUACAACACCAUCUCUUGAGGUUACUUGUUAAUAUAAAAAGUAAUCAGGAAAAUUACACGUACUACCACCACCAUGCCUAAAUGCAGUUUCCCUUUUAAACCACGCUAGCUUUAUUUCACUGUUGUGAAGUCGCUCCACCACCACUUCCCCCACUUUGAUCCUCACUAAAAUAUCUCCACAAAUUUCUAAUAAAUUUGGUACCAAUAUUCAACGUCCCUGGAAGAUGAAUCCUGAUGACUUAAUCUUGACUUUUUAAUCUAGUACCAUCAUCAGGUCAGAGUUUUAAUUUCAUCCAGUGCAAUAUCUCAAAAUCUAUUGAAUGGAAUGAAUUGCCUUGUUAAAGCCACUAACAACUGGUUAACUUCUUUGCUUAACAUACAUGGACAUCUAUUUACAUGUCUCUGUUAUAAAUAUUUGUGUGUAUUCUGCAGAAGUACGUCAGUCAGUCUCUGGUCACAGCUACACUGACAGGAACCUGCUACAAACAGCUGAGCAUGAUGAGACUAAUUUUUAUGACAACAUGGGACUUCAAUCAGGAUUAUAAAUCAAUACAAGUUGGAAAAAAGCAGUCAUCUUUAUUUAGCAUGUUUUCACAACACUGAAUACUUUUAGCCUUUCAUCAGUUUUUAACUUUUAGGGUGUAACUGUUGAGUUAAACCAAUUUAUGAAAACUGCUUCCCUUUCCAAGAUAAGGUUGACCUUUCACCUUUUACCUUCACUAGGCUCUAGAGCCCAGGUGAGCAGCAUCUUCAGCAUUACAAAACAGAGGUACAAAGUAAUGUUAAACAGCUGGAGCCAGAUCUGGGCUCAAUAACAGUUGGAAGAAAAUCCUUAACCGUUUGUUUUAACCUUCUGUGUGAUUGAGGUUUACUAGAAUAUAACAAGCUAUGUUGUUAAUCACAAACAUACAUGCACUGUAGUGCUGUGGUGACUCUGCUACACAGUCCAGUGUAUGCCCACAUUAUCAGGCAUUCCUUGUACUGACCAAAGUGACUCCAAUGAAGGCUAAAACAAGCAGUGAAAGGUGCUCUCCAACAUCAUUUUGCCCAGGUCUGGCUGAAGCCAUGAAGAUGAGAAAAUAAGAACAAUGGAACACAAAGAAUGGCUCAGGGUCGUUGAGUACUGCGGUGGUCUGAGCACCGUGGUUUAGUGGCAUGUUGUGGGCACCAUCACACUCACAGGCUGAGCAGAGUUUCAAAAGAUAUCAGAUAGUCUUGCAUUCACAUCGCUAGGACAGCACCUCAUGGUCUGAGUGAGAAGUCACAGAUUCAACCUCCUGUCAAUCACCAUCACACACCAUGCCAACACAACUGAGUGUAUCAGUGCAAACAAACCUCUCAUGUUGUAUCAUUAGUUCCCUGUGCUGUUGCUUUCAACAAAGAUAGAUUCUGUCUGUUGCAGUCCUGGUUAGAGGAAACAGUUUUGAAUAAACCUUUAAGUCCACUUAGCACUUUUCAGGUUUCAACCACAUCAUGAAUCUGGCUUCCUUGUUAUCACUUGACCUAUGAAAGCAAUGUCAGUCACAUAACAGGUGGUUGUAUAUAUGAGGGAGAAAUGCUAACCCUGUUUCUGAAGUCAGAUGUGUUGAUGACCUUUGACCUCUUCCCAGUGGAUGCAAAGACAGCAGAUGCUGUGUUCAUUCGAUCAAAGUUAAACUGAAACAGCUGGAGAAAGAUCAAGGACGUUCACAUCUGACCCUAAACAGAGAUAGGGGUCUCUUACCACUUGGUAUUUCGUGACUUAAGUUCCAUACAUAGGUCAUGUGAUGACACCUGAGCCGCUACGAGCUGUGGUUGAAAGUCCAGAGAAGCUGGCGAGCAGACUUUAACUCUGCACCAUUUAAAACUGUGAGGAUAGCUUUACAGCAGUGUGCAUGGUUUUUAUGCAGUUUACCCAAAUGAUCUCAACCACUUAUGCAGAAGUAAAACAAGGAGUAAACGUUAAAGGUCCAGUGUGUUUGCAAGUUCUAGUGGAUAUUUUCCAUUUUGUAAACCAUCACAAUGACCAUCAAGUCUACGCUGAUUUUUGUCAGUGUUAAACUGCCUUCGUCUGGUGGUGAAAUCUGAGUAAAGAGUGGAAAGAACGAAUUACAGAAAAAAAAUCUGAUCCCUUAACACACAGCUUGUUUCUGUUUAUACAUGAUUUUAAGUCAAUUUAAAAGGAUAUCACACAUCCUGCAUGGAAAACAUCAAAACAGCGAACUGUUAGAACUGACACUUCAGGUGUGUCCAUUUGUUUUCACUUUUAAAUAAGUGGUUUAAAUAACUUGGUUAAACUGUAGGUUCAUUUAAAACCUGUCUGGGUGUCUGAUGGCUUGUGUUGCUUGCCUUAAUGCACUCUAUCGACAGUGUCCAAAGUAUGAAAUUGAUGAGUUCACAAAAUGAAAAUUACCUUCACAAUUACAGCCCAUUCAACUGAACAAAAAACAAACAAAACAAAAAAAAAAACAGAACUAUUAAAAAAAUACAAAACAUCUGCCUGUUCUGUAGGGGGAUGAUUUCACAGUUGAUAUUCCAAUUGAUGGUGAUAAACAGAAAAGUUCUACUACACACUUUUUGUUAGACUUUUCCAUAGACAGUGGUUACACCUGUUUUCAUUCUCACUGAGUGUCACAGAUCCAAAUCUAAAUCUGAUCACAGUGAUGCAUCCACACAGUACCGUAUCCUCCAGAGUUGGAGAAGACAAUCAAUAUCAGUGUUCUCCCUGCGCGUACAGUACAGAGAUAUGCAAGUCCAGGACGUGAUGAGCCUAGCUUAGACCAAAGGCUGGAAGCGGGCGGGCGGGGGGGGGGCGCAGGUAGCCUUGCCUUUGCGUAUGCAUUAGAAUAGAAUACACAAUGUGAAUGUGACAGCUGUGUUGUUAUUGUUUUUGCCUGCCUCCAGUCUUUGAGCUAGAUGCAGAGGGUAACAUUAAACCUCUCAUUUUUCCUUAUAAACACAUAUCAGAUCAAACCACAGCGUCACACUGUUAAUUCAUGAUGGGAGCAUAUCAGGGGCUUGUGUUAGACUCUGUAACAUCCCUGGAUCGCAGCUUGGACGGAACAAUCACUUUGCUCAGAUUGUGCUUAGAGUGCUGUCCUCACUCACUCGCCCAGCGUCCAAUCAAAACACUUUUGUCGUGUCGUGACGUGUCAGGUUGUGUUUAAAUGACAGGUGUAACCAAAGCCAGAGAUUUAGGUCCAAUGGACUAAAGAUUACAAGAUACCAAAGCUUAUCAGUGACAAUGAAAAGGUCUGUAGACACUUUCUCUAAUACAAACUGCCCUUAACUGUAUGUGUGGAGGUUCAGAUAAACUGGGGGUUACUGAACAGAGACUCUGCAGUAUGAGCUGUCUAUUCGUACAAGACUAAGCCAGAAACAGACAACACAAAGUGCUUACUGGGGUUUUACCUAUCAACUGACUGUAUGGGUUGGCACAAGAAGAGCUCUAUGUCUCUAUCUGAGAACAUCAUCAGUGACUGGUUUACAUGUGUACAUCCUCCAAAACAUGCACAUUAUACGGUAUCAUAGUUCCAACCGCACUGAUAUAUAAAUACUGUUUUUAUUUAGAAUCGUCAACACAGGAAGACAUGGAAAUAAAAUGCUUCAAUCAUGGCAACCUGUGGCCAAAAAACAAACAUUCUGAAAAUGUCUAAGUGCACUUACACAGCUCUGACAAGGUUUUAGUCUAACCUGCGGUGUCGCCCCCCCCCCCUUACCCAGAAAAGGAAAAAAAAAAAAAAAAAGAA